Emiliania huxleyi CCMP1516 is the source of this 1633-nucleotide messenger RNA. RefSeq lists its product as hypothetical. The record is from RefSeq and is a predicted model, not a curated record. The coding region runs from base 60 to 1427 and encodes 455 amino acids. Lineage: Eukaryota; Haptophyta; Isochrysidales; Noelaerhabdaceae. The transcript has 4 exons.
AGCAAGGUGGCUGCUCGUCUGUUCUCGCCGCGCCCUGCGCCGCAGUUCUCGCCGCCCAGAUGGGCAAUUGCUCCUCCUCGCCCGCGGGCCGCGAUCGAGACUCCAAGGACAGCGACGCACGGCGAGCCGCGCCGCCCACCCGCUCCCUCACCUUCAAACUCAACCAGCUCGACGAGCAGCUCAGCAAAUCGGCUCCUUCGCCGGAUGCGCAGCUGGCCGAGCGGCUCGCCGAGCCCAAGAAAGUGCGCGAAAUGUGCGGCCCGGCGGCAUUCGUUGGCGGCCUGCAUGCCGUGGUGGGCGCGGCAAACACCGCAGUCAUGGAGACGAUGCAGGAAGAGCACACGAUCCGGCACGACAGCCGGGUGCCCUUUGAGUCGGAUUCUCUCCUCAUCGAGACGACGAGCGAGACGGAGUUUUGGUUCGUCCUCGACCCCGUCGGCGGCCUGGGCAGGCUCGGUCUCGAGCGCUGGCCAGAGGAGGGCCCCGGUGCGCGCCGCAGCUGCGCCAGCGGCCGCUCGCUCGAGGAGCUGCUGGGCGCCGCGAACAAGCGGCAGCCGCUGCCGCACGCGGCCUUCUGCGAGCGGAUGCGAGGCCACAACGAGAUGCUGCGGCAGCACGGGCUGGCGGAGCUGCUCGAGGAGGAGCUGAUCGGCGGCCGCCUCUUCACGGGGCCGAUGAAUGCAAAGUACCAGGCGGCGCUGCGGGCGCUCGAUUCGGCGGACGCGGGAAGGCGGCGCAAGUUUGUGCAGCUCUGCUCCGACCCGCAGACGCUGUCGCAGUACGAGGCUGCGGUCGAGGCCGACCCGGAGGGGGCGUGGGCGGCGGCGCGGAUGGCGCGGAUGCUGUGCACCAGCUACUCGACCACUCUGCACGUGAUCAAGUCGCUCCUCCUCCGGCUUAGCAAGCUCUCGCGCGCCACGCCCCCCCCCCCCCCCCCCUUGGUCACGGUCGCCGUACACGAGUCGCGCCGUCCGCUGUCUAGCGUCCGCCGCUCGUGUGCAGGCGCGCACCCGUUCCCGGUGACGGUCGCCUUCAUCAACGACGGCAUCAAGAGGCUGCGCGCGGUCGGAGCGGGCGCGGCCGACGCGUCGGAGCGGCGCGACUUUUGGCGCGGGCUGCGGAACGUCGCGCUUCCGGACGGCUUCCACCAGACGGGCGGCACCGAGUACGCGCCCCUCUCGACCUCGUCCGACCUCGAGGUUGCGCUGCACUACUCGGACGCGGCGCAGGAGCGGCUGCUCUUCAAGCUGACCACGGCGUCUUUCCUCGAGCGCGGCGCGUCGCUGCAGUUUCUCUCCGCCUUCCCGGGCGAGGUCGAGUACCUGUACCCGCCCCUCACCUUCCUCGACCCGACCGGCAAGGUGGAGACCAUCACCACGACGUGCGGCGUCAAGUUCUCCGUCAUCGAGGUCCAGCCGAGGAUAUGAGAGGCAAGUGAGUGAAGACAAGUUGCGGAGCCUUUGAUUGUAUGUAGACUAGAUGCUGCUGUACCCACACCUCUUCGCGUAUAUACCGUACUUUAGGAGUGUUCGUUUUGUGCAGAUAAGAGAUGCGUGCGUAAAAACUCGUAGAGCCUUAGCUCCGCGCCGCGUAGGAGAGGCGCUGUACGACGUUACUGAUACUGUAAUCUCUC